Colletes gigas is the source of this 1615-nucleotide messenger RNA. RefSeq names its product lysophosphatidylserine lipase ABHD12. The record is from RefSeq and is a predicted model, not a curated record. The coding region runs from base 122 to 1153 and encodes 343 amino acids. Gene Ontology annotation, molecular function: phosphatidylcholine lysophospholipase A1 activity; monoacylglycerol lipase activity. The transcript is spliced from 10 exons. Gene Ontology annotation, cellular component: endoplasmic reticulum membrane. Lineage: Eukaryota; Metazoa; Arthropoda; Insecta; Hymenoptera; Colletidae. Gene Ontology annotation, biological process: phosphatidylserine catabolic process; monoacylglycerol catabolic process.
CCUAGGUUAGCACAAAGUGAAAUCGUUGGAUAUACAUACAUAUUAACCAAUUUUCAAACUAAAUGCAUUAAAUAAUGUGGAAUGAUUAGUAAUUAAAUGAUAAAUAUGUACGUCAUCUGCUAUGAAAUUAACAAGAUAUUUAUUUUGGGCGAUGAAGGUAUCAAUAAUUACAUACCUUAUUAUAUUUGGACUUUUACCCAUUAUAUUUCAUUACUCUUAUACCAUACAAAAAAAAAUACUUUUUUUAAACAUUGUACAAUGGCCACUUAAUGUUGAUUUUACAAAACCAGAAUCAGUUGGCAUGAAAGGAACAAGAAACUUUUACUUAAAAACCCAUCAACAAGUAAAAAUAGGAGUAUGGCAAAUUCUACCUCAGUCAUUGAUAAACGAUUCUACUAUUAUAAAUGAUGAAGAUUAUGAAUCUGUUUUAAGUACUGCAAAACAACCUGUUUUUCUUUAUAUGCAUGGUAACAGUGGUAAUAGAGCAAGUAGCCAUCGAUUAGAACUUUACAAACUUUUCCAAACUUUAGAUUACCAUGUUAUAUGCUUUGACUAUAGGGGCUAUGGCGAUAGCGAAGAAGCAGAACUUUCUGAAAUGGGGGUAGUUGCAGAUAGUAAAUAUCUACUUGAAUGGUUGUUAAAGAAGGUGAAUGGAUCUGCACCCGUUUUUGUAUGGGGUCAUUCUUUAGGCACUGGUGUUUCUACUCAUGUGUUAGCAUUAUUGGCGGAAGAAAAUAUUCAGCCUGCAGGCUUGUUCUUAGAAUCACCAUUUAACAAUAUUGCAGACGAAUUAAGCGAACACCCUUUAGCACAGGUUUUUAAACAUUUACCAUGGUUUCAUUGGGUGAUUGUUGAACCAUUUUACAACAAUCAUCUUCGUUUUGAAUCAGAUAAACAUAUAAAAAACGUUCAAUGCCCUGUUAUGAUAUUACACGCGGAAGAUGAUAAUAUUGUACCAUUUUCCUUGGGUGAAAAGUUAUAUAAAGCUGCAAUAAGCUAUCAUGGAAACGAUACAAAUCAUAUUCAGUUUAUACGUAUAGAUUCGUCUUAUGGACUUGGUCAUAAAUAUAUAUGUCGCUAUAAAGAAUUACCUAAUAUAAUUACAUUAUUUGUAAAAAAGACACAUAAAAAUCAGACUGAUUAUUAUUAUUAACGCUAACAUGACAUAAGUUUUUUACAACGGAAAUCUAUAGAUGAAUAAAAUAAAUAAUAUAUGAUGCCGGAAAAACAUUAACGAGUAAGUUUUACGAAGUUUAAAAUUUUUCUGUUCGAUAUUGCGUCGAUGUAAUCGAAAUUGCGCCUUUCUAUUGUUCAAUCAAGUAUUGCUCUUAAAAUUAUACAAUAUAGUAUUUAAUGUAGUAUUCCAGUUUUGUUGAAUACGAAAUAUUCAAACAAGCAGCUAUUCAAGAUUAAUUGAACUUUUAUGUGUUCACCUGUGUUACAGUAGUAUUAAUUAUAUUUAACAAAGCAAGCAUGUUGAUUCGUUUCUAUUAAAUAUAGGAGAAUGUUAUGACGCCGAAGAAAUGCUGUGAUAGUUAUUUUAAGACUAUCAACAGUAUUUAUUAUAUUAUAUUUAUCAAUUAACAUAACACGAUUACAACUAAUGAAUACUCAG